This is a messenger RNA of Thunnus maccoyii (southern bluefin tuna), 1138 nucleotides long. RefSeq names its product glutathione peroxidase 3 (gene gpx3). The record is from RefSeq and is a predicted model, not a curated record. Gene Ontology annotation, biological process: response to oxidative stress. Lineage: Eukaryota; Metazoa; Chordata; Actinopteri; Scombriformes; Scombridae. The transcript is spliced from 6 exons. Gene Ontology annotation, molecular function: glutathione peroxidase activity.
UUCAGCGAGGACCGGCUUGUCACUCCAAGCCUGUCAUUGCUUGCGCAGUUUGCGUCAGCAGAGGGCGUUAUCUCAGCCAGCUGUGGCACCCCUCCACCCCUCCUCCUACCAGCAGAGGAGUUUAUUUAUCCUGAGGGAGAAGCGGACAUACAUUCACAGCGAGCAGACAACGCGUCUGUGGAAGGUCGACAUGAUGUUGAUCCUCCUGCCUGUGCUGCUGCUCAGCCUGCUGCGACCCUGCACCGCUGGAUUCCCGCUCACCCAGCACUGUGACGCUUCCGUAGAUGGCACCAUACACAAGUAUAAUGCAAAGACCCUAAACGGGAGUAACACUGUAAACUUCAGUGACUACAUCGGAAAGAGUGUCCUCUUCGUCAAUACAGCUACAUACUGAGGACUCACCCUACAGUAUGUGGAACUGAAUGCACUACACGACGAGAUGAAACCAUUUGGACUUACUGUUCUUGGCUUUCCAUGCAACCAGUUUGGGAAACAGGAACCAGGGCAGAGACAUGAAAUUCUGCCAGGUUUAAAACAUGUCAGACCAGGCAAUGGAUUUGUCCCAAACUUCCUGCUGUUUGAGAAAGGUGAUGUGAAUGGAAAAAAUGAGCAAGAGGUUUUCACUUUCCUUAAGAAAUCCUGCCCUCCGGUUGGAGACAGCUUCAAUAACCCCAGCGAUAGAUUGUUCUGGGAGCCUCUUAAGCUCAACGACAUCAAGUGGAACUUUGAAAAGUUCCUGGUGGGGCCUGACGGGAAGCCAUUGAUGAGGUGGCACCCAAGCGUCAGUGUCUCAGUAGUCCGAGCUGAUAUUCGCAAACACCUGCUCCAAAUGUUCACACAGCAGGUUUUUAAUUAGAUCUGUGUAAUGAAAUUAACAAGAUAGCUUAAGUAGAAUACAAGGGAAUUGGUGUUAGAGUAAUGUAACAGUUUCUGAUGCAUGAAGAUGGCAUGUUGAAUGAAGAGGAGGCUUGAAAACAGAAACUCUGUGGUGCCUCUUCAGAGUCUGGGAUUCAGGGCAGCUCUUCAGUGCAUUCAGGCCGCCCUACACUCCCACAGCAUCAUGUCAUCUUCUCAACACAGGACCUGCUAGCAAUUACAUCCUAAAUGUCAAUUACUUCCAAUAAAUCAUGAGAACACA